CUUCUACGUGGGGCGGAGGCACUGAAGACCUUGAUCCUAUGGUCCCUUUAAGUACUUUGUCCCUUACCUGAGUCCCUCCCAAAGAAGGUAAUCAGAAGCCCCGCCCCCUGCCAGUAGCCGGCUCGGGCCUAGUAACCGAGGAGGAGCGCCCCUCCUCCCUCUCCCCUCCCCUCCCUCUUGCCUACCCCUUUGCACAGCUGGCUACUGCUGACCCCGAGGGUCUUCAUUAAAGAAGAGAGGCAGAGCUCCCAGCCCUGGCCAGAGUGCGGGCAGGGAGUCCUGGCCUCCUAACUCGGCUGCAGUGCUGUCAUCUGGGAGUCCACACAAUAUGAGGGGCCGUCCUUCCCUGCUCUUAGUCUAUAUGGGAUUGGCCACCUGCCUAGACACCUUACCUCAUAGAGAGCAGAACCAAGCCCUUGACAUCUUCCUGGAUGCCCCAGAGGCCCAGAGUUUCUUAGUUGGCCGCAGGCGGUUCCCCCGUGCUAACCACUGGGACCUGGAGUUGCUGACCCCUGGGAACCUGGAACGGGAGUGUCUGGAGGAGAGGUGCUCCUGGGAGGAGGCCCGGGAGUACUUUGAGGACAACACACUGACGGAGCGCUUCUGGGAGAGCUAUACGUACAAUGGCAAGGGAGGGCGUGGACGGGUGGAUGUUGCAGGCCUGGCCGUGGGACUGACCUCGGGCAUCCUCCUCAUCGUCUUGGCCGGCUUGGGAGCCUUUUGGUAUCUGCAUUAUCGAAGGCGCCGCCUCAGAGGCCAGGAGUCCUGUCUGCAAGAGACCGGGCUCAUCAUCCCCUUGAGUCCUCAGACGCCUCAAUCUCCACCCUUGCCCCCAGGCCUUCCCACCUAUGAGCAGGCUUUAGCAGCCUCCGGGGUGCACGACGCGCCUCCGCCCCCUUACUCCAGCCUCAGAAGGCCUCACUGAAGACCUGCUUGGAGCGCGGGCUCCCUGAACUGUGCCCCUGAUUCACAGCGGAUUCCGGAAGUCGCCAGCUUCUUCGACGACUGGGCUUCAGUGUGUCCGUGGGGCAGUCAGGGUCGUCGGACCCGAGGUCUACCAUGACACACGUGUUUCCGCCGGGCACGCAUACACGCACGCCCCUGACCAUCCUGUUGCUGAGUUGGUGCCCCUGGCCCUCAAGUGACCCCCACACUUCACCUGAGCAGUGGCCCUGCCUCAGAAUGGGCAGACCUUUUAGGAAACUCGGACCAGACGUGACUCGGCUGUCACCCCACUGGGGCCGCGGGGCACGUACGCGCAGGGAACCAGGCCCUUACACACGCCUGACUUCGUGUAUUUCCUCACUCGGGCACAUGGGCGGUUUGUAAUCCAGUAUAAAGGUGGGGGGGGCGCAUUUGCAAUGUAAUGUAAGCGGGGUGUCACGCUUGUGUUGCACCCGGGUAAAUGGAGUUGAGCUGAGAUGCCCUCUACUUAAAAACCCUUUGGGAAAGGAAGGGGGGGUGGAAGAAAUAAAAAAUUGAAACAAUGAGAAAAAAUAAAAAUGCAGAA
Messenger RNA from Mus pahari (shrew mouse), 1510 nucleotides. It is a transcript of the gene Prrg2, whose product is annotated as proline rich and Gla domain 2. The transcript is spliced from 7 exons. The record is from RefSeq and is a predicted model, not a curated record. Gene Ontology annotation, cellular component: extracellular region. NCBI's taxonomy places the organism in Eukaryota, Metazoa, Chordata, Mammalia, Rodentia, Muridae. Gene Ontology annotation, molecular function: calcium ion binding. The coding region runs from base 329 to 925 and encodes 198 amino acids.